This is a messenger RNA of Dendrobium catenatum, 6852 nucleotides long. Its product is annotated as E3 ubiquitin-protein ligase PRT6. The transcript is spliced from 19 exons. Bases 383 to 6520 code for a protein of 2045 amino acids. Lineage: Eukaryota; Viridiplantae; Streptophyta; Magnoliopsida; Asparagales; Orchidaceae. Gene Ontology annotation, biological process: ubiquitin-dependent protein catabolic process via the N-end rule pathway; protein ubiquitination. Gene Ontology annotation, cellular component: ubiquitin ligase complex; cytoplasm. The record is from RefSeq and is a predicted model, not a curated record. Gene Ontology annotation, molecular function: ubiquitin protein ligase activity; zinc ion binding.
CAUGUUUUAAGUCUAGGGUUCUCUACGCAAAACCAGGAGGUUUCUAUAUCCUUGUCUUUAUUUAUCGUGAUCAGUAGCAGGCGGAUGGUGCUUCCUGCUUCGGAUUGUAAAGAGGGUUCGAGAUUGGCAAAUCUUUGCGGAUCUUGCGGCCCCCAAAUCCCGGUUGAACAAAUACAGAGUGCGGAGGGGUGGUUCUAUCCGGACGACCUCGGAGUUUAUCCUAGAUUACAGAAUCAGCAAACCCUUACUGACUGUGGUUGUGCAGGAAGGGUUUAUCAUUUCCCUACUACUGCUUCCCCUCCAACAUCUACCAGUUUCUGUAAACCUGGGGCGGGGAAGCUCUAGAUUGAAUUUCUGGAGUUGUGCGAAUUGGCUUCGUGUCAUGGCCGGCAUGGGGAUUGAUUCACCACCGGAGCGGGAUAACUUGCUUCCACCCCGAGAUCGCAUCGUCCAGAGGCUUGCAGUGCAUGGGAUUCCACAAGUGUAUCUUCAACAAUUUCAGCUGGGUCUGGUUGCUUUUGUCAGGGAUAACAAAUGCAUGAUAUCUGAAAUUGUAUCGUCCAUCUUACCAACUAUUUUGGAUUUAAUGGAGGCUCAGAUGUUGCCAAACACAGAACAUGCUGGAGUUUCUGAUGAAUUUUCAAUAAAGGAAUUAUUUGAGGAAAGCAUUUUGUGGUUGCAAUGGUUGAUGUUUGAUGGUGAUCCACAAAUAUCCCUAAGUAACUUGGCACAAAGUGGUGAUGGCCAGCGUGCGGUAUGUGGAGCUGUCUGGGGACAUAAAGACUUGGCGUACCGUUGCCGCACAUGCGAGCAUGACCCAACUUGUGCAAUUUGUGUCCCUUGUUUUCAGAAUGGCAAUCACAAGGAUCAUGAUUAUAACAUUAUGUAUACUGGUGGUGGAUGCUGUGAUUGUGGCGAUGAAACUGCAUGGAAAAAAGAGGGCUUCUGUUCAGAUCAUAAAGGUAUUGAACAGAUUCGACCCCUACCACAAGAGUUAGCAAAUUCUAUUGGUCCUGUCCUGGAUCAUCUUCUUUUUUGCUGGAAGGAAAAGGUUAUUUCAGUGGAAUACAAGCAUGGGGAAGAUGCUGAUCAUGGUGAUGUAUACAAGAAAGCUGCAAAUGGAUUAUCUUCAGCCAUCAUUCAAAUGUUGAUAGACUUCUGUAAUUGCAGUGAAAGUCUGCUCAGUUUUAUCUCUAGAAGACUGAUGACAUGUUCCGGUUUACCUGAUGUUCUUUUAAAGGCAGAAAAGCUCUUGGAUAUGGAAGUUGUGAAGAGGUUACAUGAGUUGCUUUUAAAACUUCUUGGGGACCCUCUUUUCAAGUAUGAUUUUGCAAAGAUUUUCAUACAGUACUACCCUUAUAUUGUGAAAGAAAUGAUCAAAGACUCUAGCGACUUUCUGGAGAGAGAUCUGAAGCUAGCAACUUUCUCUGUACAAAUUUUUACAGUACCAACUUUAACUAUGCGACUUGUAACUGAGGUAGAUCUGCUGUCUGUUCUUCUAGGAUGCUUGAAGGACCUUUUCCUUUCUUGUGCUGAUGCAGAUGGUCAUCUUCAGGCUAGUAAUUGGGCCAACAUAUAUGAAGCAACUAUUCGUUUGAUUGAAGAUUUUCGCUAUGUUAUGAGUCACCAAGAGGUUCCUGCAUAUGUUGCUUGUGAAAGGCCAGAUAUCUCAAAGAACUGGAUUUUUCUAUUAAGACUUGUGCAGGGCAUGGAUGCACAAAAGAUAGUAACUGGUCUUCACACAGAGGAGGAAAAUGAAAAUCUUAUUGCGCCUUUUGUUCUUGGGCAGUGUCUAGGGAAUGUUAAUGCACUUUUGGUAGAAGGUGCUUUUUAUGUUGACAAAAAUGGAUGUUUAGACAAGCAAGGUCCACUUGAUAUUGACAGGCAACGCCAUGCCAAAGUGGGAAGGGUUUCUCAAGAAAGUUUUGCAAGCAGGACUGGUGUGUUGGAGUUCUCACAGUUUAAUGAAACAGAUUUUGAUGGGGAAAAUGGUAUGUGUUUUCCGUCUUCUAUUGUAUGGCUGAUCUCUGAAUGCCUGAAAGCCAUUGAAUGUUGUUUGAAACCAGAAAUUGAAUCAUUAAGCUAUUUAUCAUCUUUUGGUGGUGUAGCUACCACCAGUGCGUCUAAUUUUGCUUUGAGAAAGAAAUCGGUUAGGAACAAGAAAGUACCAAAUAUCGUUAAUAGAACUUCUAUGACCAGGAUGGACAUGGAUGGAGAGGAGGUUGCUGUUACCCGUGAUAGCAAUGAGAGGUUUGGGAGGGCCAGUAUGCUAGAAGCUGAAAGGGAUGGUGUUUCCCAUAGCAAUGAUUCAUUGUACAUUGGUGAGACCAAUGAAUUGUUUCCUGAACGUAGUUAUAGUACCAGAUUUUCAGAUGACACUCUCAUGGAGGUAGAGUAUGGUAGGGAGUCGGCAACAUUUGGCAUAUUGAAAAUGAAUGAUUGGCCUGCUAUCAAUUAUGAUGUUGGUUCACAAGCAAUAUCUUUCCACAUCCCCUUGCAUCGUUUACUUUCAGCAUUGUUGCGAAAAGCAUUGGAAGCUUGUUGUCAUGUAAUUGAACUACCACACAAGACAAAUGGCACUACAACAACUACCUUUCCUAUUCAUAAUCAAGACUUCUUCAGGAAUGCUUUGGCUGGGUUACAUCCUUGUGAUUUUUCGGCCUUUAUUAUGGAGCAUCCUCUUCGGCUGAGGGUAUUUUGUGCACAAGUUCGUGCUGGCAUGUGGAGAAAGAACGGUGAUGCUCCCAUUUUGAGUUCUGAGUGGUAUCGAUCUGUGCAAUGGUUGGAACAUGGACUGGAAUGUGAUCUGUUUUUGUUGCAAUGUUGUGCUGCAUUAGCUCCUCCUGAUUCUUUUGUUCAAAGGGUGUUGGAAAGAUAUGGAUUAUCAAAUUACAUGUCUUUAAAUCUUGCAGAUUAUAACGAGUAUGAACCUGUCCUAGUACAAGAAAUGCUCACUCUAUUCAUUCAUAUUGUUAAAGAACGUCGAUUUUGCGGGUCCUCUACGAUAGAAAAUCUACGGAGAGAACUGGUGUAUAGGUUGGUUAUUGGUGAUGCUACUCAUAGCCAGCUAGUUAAAUCUCUGCCAAGGGAUCUGUCAAAGAGUGAUAAACUCCAAAACACUGUGGACAUGCUUGCAGUAUAUUGCAAUCCAUCUGGGAUGAAGCAGGGAAAGUAUUCACUACGUAAAGCAUAUUGGAAAGAAUUGGACUUGUAUCAUCCUCGUUGGAGCUCAAGAGAUCUACAAGUUGCAGAGGAGAGAUAUUUCCGUUUCUGUAAUGUUUCUGCCUUGAAUGCUCAGCUGCCAAGAUGGACUCCCAUCUUCGAGCCUCUAGCCUCUAUAUGUAGAAUAGCUACUUCAAAAAUGGUUCUCCAAAUUGUUCGGGUAGUUUUUUUUUAUGCAUAUUUCUCUGAAAGAUCUACUGCUUCCCGGGCUCCAGAUGCAGUUCUUAUUACAGCAUUGCACUUGGUUUCUUUAGCAUUAGAUAUCUGUGAAACACAGCAACUUUUCCUUACAGAUGAUACGGUUCCUAUGCUAACCAGUGCUAGUGAAGAAUUUGACAUGGGUACCAGCAGUGCCUCUGCGUUCUGGAAAAAUCAAAGCAUGCUAUCAUUAUUGGUUUCCUUAAUGAGGAAAUACAGGGAACAAAAUGAUGAUGUCUAUUCCGAGACAAGACAUUGUAACAUUUCUUCUUUAAUUGAGACUUUGCUGAAGAAGUUUGCACAGUUAAAUGCUACUUGUAUGUCUGAGCUCAAACGUUUGGCUCCUGAUGUAGUCUGUAAUGUGCCACAACUCAAUAGCACUGCUCAGAAUUUUGCAUGUAUUUCUGACAUAGAUGAGAGGAAAUUAAAAGCACGGCAGCGUCAGGCUGCCGUAUUGGAAAAAAUGAAAGCAGAGCAGUCCAAAUUUAUUGAAAGUCUUAGCUCCAAUGACUUUGAGCAGGAAUCAUACAAACAGAAGGAAUCUCUUCCGAAAAUUGAUGUGAGAGAAGAGUCAGUACCUGUUUGUUCUUUGUGCCAUGAUCCUGAUUCGGGAAGUCCAUUAUGUUUACUGAUUCUUGUCCAGAAAUCUAGGUUAGCGAGUUUUGUAGACCGAGGGCCCCCGGAUUGGAAAAAUGCGGAGCAGUCGCACAAGGAGGCCAGGUCAGCUGGAAAGCUAAAGUUGAUUGAUUCAUCCGACCCCUUCACAUCCAGUCCACUUCAGUUGGUCCAAAUUACUGCUCCUGAAGUUGAUUAUGAUGUUGAGCUUGCAGAUGUCGAUAUGUUUUUGGAAUUCAUUAGAGACCAGAUUCCUGAUAUUGGAAACUUUCAACUAGCUAAGGUUUCACAUGAUGCUGCCAAAGAUUCGUCCUUUUGCCUUGAACUGAUUGAAAAUUACCUUUUCCAUUCUAUCAUAGAUGAUAUGCAUGAAACCCUGGCUUGUUCACAUUCUGCAAGUGGUGAGCAGAACUUUUUAACUUCCCCUGUUGUAGAUUCAAAUAUAAGCAAAGAUUCAGGCUCUGUGCUGCGGGAAUAUGUUGCUUGUCUUUCAAGAAUAUCUUCUAAGCAACACUCAUCCAUGUAUGAUGUUUUACAUUUUGGAAAUCUCUCAUCAAAAUCUAAGGGCAAAAUUACCAGAAUUAUUAAAUUUAAUCCGAAAGAUUGUGAUGGAAUUCACAUUUCUUCUUGUGGGCAUGCUGUGCAUCAGGACUGUCAUGAGAGAUAUUUAGCAUCAUUAAAGCAAAGGAACAUAAGGAGGCUUGGGUUUGAAGGAGGGCAUAUCAUCGACCCAGAUCUGGGGGAAUUGCUUUGCCCGGUGUGCCGUAGAUUUGCAAAUUCAGUCCUUCCUGCUGUAUCAGGUCCUGUUGAUAAAUCUCUGAAGCAUGAGAGAGUCUCUCCCAGUAUUGCAGAAGUGAGUAACAUUUUGCAGCUUCCUUUAGCAUUAUCUCUUCUUCGAAGUGCAGACAAAAAGGUUGGCAAUGGGGGAUUCCUUAAAAUGUCUUUUGGCAAACUUAGAGAAACUAUUGAACCAGUUUUGGAGCCUACCUUGCGCAAAUUGUAUACACUAUAUUAUCCUCAUAAUUAUAAUGAGUUAUCAGCGUCUGGUCGGCUCAGCCAUUCUCUAGUGCUAUGGGAAACCCUCAGGUAUUCCCUUGUAUCAACAGAAAUUGCUGCUCGUGGGAGGUUGAGAGCAUCACCUACUAGUUCUACCUUGGAAGCUUUAUACAGCGAACUUCAUUCUUCUAGUGGAUUUAUAAUGCCAUUACUGCUUCGUGUUGCUAAAAGCACCUGUAGUUCGAGUUCGAUUGGAGCACUCCUAAGGUUUAGAGGCAUUCAACUUUUGGCAAGAUCUAUUUGUUUUGGCAUGUCAGAGGAUAAUACUUUGUCAAAUUCAGACAAACAAAGAGGUUCAUUGAAUUUGGAUCAUACUGAAAGUGGAGAUUCCUUUCCGGAUAUUCAAUUUUGGAAGAGAGCUGCUGAUCCAGUCCUUGCUCAUGAUCCGUUUUCUUCAUUAAUGUGGGUUCUCUUUUGUCUUCCAUCUUCUUUUAUGCAAUCCAGUGAAUUCUUUAUUCCUCUGAUGCAUCUCUUCUAUGCGGUCUCUGUUAUUCAGUCACUCAUUACGUGCUAUAGCAAAGAUUUUUUUGAUGCAUCACAUUUCAGUGAUUCGCUUCUUUGUGAUUUGUGCAAAAUGAUGGGGGAAUCUUCGCCAGUGAAGAAAUACUUUGUUUCAAACUAUAUUGAUCGUUGCUGUGAUCCCAAAGAUAUGAUUCGUAGAUUAACAUUUCCUUUUCUUAGAAGAUGUGCAUUACUCUGGAAGUUACUGCAGUCAUCAACCACAGUUCUUUUUGAUACUUCACAUGUUUGGGAAGGACUAAAUCCACAUGCAAAGACCGAUACAUUAGAGGUUGACAAUGCUAAUUACCUCAGAAUGGAGCUUGAUGGAAUAAGGGAGUUAGAGGAUCUAUUUCAUGUUUCGUCAUUUGAAUUGAUUCUUAAGGAUGAAAUUGUGCAUUCUUUAGCUUUGAAGUGGUGCAAACACUUUUGUGAUGAAUUGAGGGCUAAUAGAUGUGGGGGCAUCUUAUAUUAUACACCCGCAGUACCAUUUAAGUUGAUGCAGUUACCACGGAUCUACCAGGAUCUUUUGCAGAGGUAUGUUAAAGUUAAGUGUUCUGAAUGCAAAUCUGUUCCAGAGGAACCUGCUCUUUGCUUGCUUUGUGGAAAGCUAUGUUCUCCAAGCUGGAAAUCCUGUUGCAGGCCAAGUAGAUGUUUAAACCAUGCAGUUUCUUGUGGUGCUGGCAUUGGCGUGUUUUUGUUGGUUCGGAAAACUACAAUCUUACUUCAGCGGUCUUCAAGGCAAGCCUUUUGGCCAUCUCCUUAUUUAGAUGCUUUUGGGGAAGAGGAUAAUGACAUGUACCGAGGAAAACCUUUGUUCUUAAACAUGGAACGCUAUGCAGCGCUUACAUAUUUGGUGGCAUCUCAUGGUCUUGACCGGACAUCUGAAGUUCUUCGUCAGACAACAAUUAGUGUUUUUGGCUCUGAUUAAAUUUCUUGUGGUGCUUAUCAUGAAGCUGCAGGCUAAGAAUUGGAAUUUGAAAACUAGCGGAAAUGCUAUUACACUGAGUCCAAGGGGAGGGAUUUAUGCUGCUGAACGCCACCUGUUCGUUUUGGUUUUGAACUUUGUUGCAUGCAAAACUUGUGCAGUCUCUUCUAUUUCAUUAGACAUACAGCUCCCGUUCUUAUGAACCUGUAUAUUUUGCCAUUCAGCACUGGCCUCACUUGUUCUUUCAACAUAUGUAUUUAUUUAUAGAAGCAGGAUGAUAUGCUUCUUCUGUACAUAUAUAUAAAUUGACAAUUUAAGGGGUCAGUUCUUGUUCA